Molecule: messenger RNA, 4374 nt
Organism: Verticillium alfalfae VaMs.102
Lineage: Eukaryota; Fungi; Ascomycota; Sordariomycetes; Glomerellales; Plectosphaerellaceae
Product: guanine nucleotide exchange factor LTE1
Exons: 1
Coding region: 1-4374 (1457 amino acids)
Biological process (GO): positive regulation of GTPase activity; Ras protein signal transduction
Cellular component (GO): plasma membrane
Molecular function (GO): guanyl-nucleotide exchange factor activity
Source: RefSeq, a predicted model, not a curated record
AUGUUCGAUGCUCUUACCUUCAGACCAUCAUGCGACGACAGAGCAAUUGUGCGAUACGCUACAGCGACUGGCGCGGUCACUGCCGCAACACCUCCUCGACUCGUUGCCGAAAUCACAUCACCCACGUUCCUCGACUAUGAGCUCAUAUCAGACUUUUUCCUCACUUACCGCGCCUUCCUGGAACCUUCAGAUCUACUCCGAAUGAUCGUGGCUCGCCUUCGAUGGGCGCUCGGCCGCGAUGAUGAGGUUGGCAUGGUUGUCCGGGUUCGCACGUUCGUCGCUAUUCGCCACUGGAUCCUCAACUAUUUCAUGGACGACUUUGUGAUUGACUACGGUCUCCGAGUGUCCUUCUGCAACCUCCUCAACGACUUCGUAGAGGAGCUCUCUCAAGACGCUCGAGCUCGAAAAGUCCAGCUUAAGAUUUUGGCCGAACUGAAAAAGUGCUGGAGGAGAGUGUGCGCGCAGUACUGGGACGGGCCUGAAUUCGAUUCUUCUCUCGACCCCGAUGAGCCCAUAGCGCCGGGAGGAAUUGCUGGCCAUCGUAAUGCCUCUCUGGACCCGUCAUUUUGGGAAAACACAGACCUGCCGCCUCGCUUGUCUGGCUUGUUUUCUGCUGCAAAGCAGACCGGCGGAGACGAGAGAAGUUUCUACGCUGACGUUUCGCGAGCGGGCCACGUUGGUGAUUCACACAUCUUGGGACCGCGCCCGAGCACGCCCGAGAACCAGAUCGCCCAAGAGUUUGAGCCGCGGCAGACCUCGCCUAAGAGCAUGGCCAGCUUGGAUGUUGUCUCAUGCUCGUUUCCCGGUAAAAUCGGGCGAGCUGUGCAUCCAGGAUCUAGUAACCCUAUGGCAGUUCAUCCCGUGCCACCAAGUUCCGUUUACACAAACGCGGCUGCUAUCGCCACAACUCCCCGAGCCCUCACCGGCAAGCGCGUUCGACCGAGCGCUAAUCAUCAGAGAAACGGCAGUCUGACCGACUCCCUCAGGGAAAGAUCUCACUCUACCGACAAGCUGGGCUUGAAUCAAGAUACCGAGCACCUUCUCUCUUUUCCUUACGCAGGAAGUCUGGUCCGUGGAAAUUUACUACCUCCCGGCCAGCCCUUUGUGGAGAUACUGCCCCCCAACAUAUCCAGCGAACAACGUGAAACAACCAUCUUCCAGCAAUCCCCACUGGGCCCCGAGAAGAGCAUGGCGUCAGCCAUGUCAGGACCAGGCAUGAAGAGGUUGAUUGGCAGUGUGCGCAGGGCUCUUAGCACAAGAGGCCAAGGCGUGUCUCCCACCCAAGGAAAUUUCAUCAACAUCUCGCCCAUAGGCCCUCGUGGUGCGACGACGAACCGCCUGCCUGGCACCGCCAUCGUACCACAGGCUCGUCCGCAUCAGAACGGCGUUCGACCGCCCGUUCGAAUUGACCUCCUUGGUGCUGAAAUUGCGGAAGAUUUCAAAAAGGCUGUCAGAGAAGAUGCUGCUGCCGAAGCUGAGCAGCGAGACCUGGCGCUGCGCCUCCCGGCUGACCACCCUUUGCAUAGCGCUAUCCCAGACGAAAUGCUGGAAUAUUCAGCUGCGCAUAUAGAGACACUCCUCGGUAGCCCCUCGAUGGCCAAUCCUAUCAUAGACGACCACUUGCGACCCAUGAGCGACACAGGCAUCACAACCGGCAGCAAAUCCAUCGUUAUCGUCGACGAUACGCUUCCGUUUGGUCUACCCCUUCCGCUUCCCUUAGUGCGUGGCUUGAGACCCAGCAUACAUGACUCUGUGGGCCACUCUGAGAUCGACUUUGUUGAUAACUUGCUCCCGACGAAUGCCGAUCCUACGCCUCCUAAUACGCCGCCAGCAGAUGAAUUGGGAACGCCGCGAAGAUCGUCCAGGACUCUUAACCGACAUGCCAUCCGGCCGUCGCUCUCGUCUGACAAUCUGCCUCCAUUCGUUCCUGACCUUGCCACACUGGGUCGUGGAGAGCACGGUACUAAGCCAUCCGUGGACACCGGCCGGCCCUCCAGCGACAUGCCGAGACCUUCCUCAGAAUCCAACAGACCUUGGACCGGCAUCACCAGCAUCCCUGGCCACGCCAGACCACCACUCUCUGGCUCUGCGCACUGGCGACAAAUGUCUAGCAAGACGAAUCAGUCCUUGAAUUCUAUCCUCCAUCAAGGAAACACGUCCUUUCGGAGUGACUACCUACCCCCGUCGACUGUCAGGAGUUUUGAUGCAACGACUUACUCUGAAGAACGCUCCAUCGCAGACGAUGAUGUGGAAGCUCUCCCGCAACCUCUCCGCGUACUGCGACGUAGGCGUGGGGGUGAUUUGCGAGCUGCCACCAACACGGGACAACUGGAUACUUUGCCGCUACACAGGACGCGGUCCGUUGGUUCGCUAACAACCUACUCUGAAUCAAUUCGCAGCUCGUACUUGCGAAGCCUUGAGCAGGAUUCUAGUGCGUUUGUCGAUGUUACUUCUAGCCAGUUUUCACCAGAGCAUGUCAAUACUUUCUCGCUCGGUGUCAUGGCGGAGCAACCACCUAAGCGCGACCUUUCUCUGUUCAGCACUCAUUCGUCCAAGCCAGUCAUGCGCCCGUCCUUUGAGGCAGAAGCUCAGAAGCUCGCACAAAUUCCUGAUGACGCUAAUGAUGACGGUGGUGUCGAGUCUGCGUUGGCCAAACUUGAGGGCAAAUACGAGAAAAAGCAGUUCAAGUUGUCGAUGGAGCCCACCAAUACACCCAAGACGAUUACCGCUCAUCUCGAUGGGGCGUUUGGCGGUUCAGACAUGAUCGAGAAGCAGGGACCCCGGCAUUUGCAUCUUGGUGAUGGGGUAGGCUCUACUACUGCUCCUCACUACGUUGAUGGCUUGUCUUCUCAAAGCGGCCCGAUCACCCUCCACGUCCCACGGAGGCGAGCGCACACCGAUGCAAAAUCAUUCCUCUCGGAUAAGUCAGGUGCUUCGUAUUCGUCGAUUCCAUUGCUUGAGCGCGGGCUCACAGAUGACGGGAGGAGCAAGACUGGCACGGAGGAGUGGAGGGGAAGAUCCAUACUUGUUGACCGCGGCGAGGCAUCUCCUGCCACGACGCCUCGGCCAUCGCCGCUCUGUGACUCUCAACACCCGUCAUACGAGUUUGUUGAAAAGACCCGCAGUAUGGAUGGAGUCCAGUCCAAGAACACAAGGCACAGUCCAAGCGAAGACCAAUCUUACCUGGACUUGGAAAGUGAAGACGACGGAACCGAUCUCUCCUCAGAAAUGUCGCUAGAAGUCAUCAACUCGGACGACUUUGACGGAGAGGGCAGCUUCCCUCCGAUGGACCGCAGCACCUCCGUCAUCAAGCGAAUGCCAACCCAUCCUUUGGCUGACUCAAGUUCGGAACGCAAGAGUCAGAUUCCGUCACCGCCCAUGACCUUGGCUCAGGCUCUUCGAAUGUCCCCAGAGACCGCCACAGUCCCUCAGCUUCACGAGCACCAGUUGUGGUCCUCUAAGCCUUUACCACUGCCGCCGACACCCGAUACAACGCCUACAGCGGCUCAAUAUCCGAAAGAUGCUCGGAACGCCUCAGAUGACGUGGCAUCUCAUGUCGAUGCCAGUGUCGCAAGCGACAGAUUCUCUAGGAAGUUUUCGAUUCAUCUACCUUUCAUCCUGGCUUUUGACUCGGAAAUCCUCGCACAACAGUUCACACUGAUCGAAAAGGACGCACUCAACGAGAUCGACUGGAAAGAACUCAUCGAGAUGGGCUGGAAGAAUGCAACUAAUAACGACUCGCGCUCAUGGGUUGACUUCUUGCGUAACACCGAUGCCCACGGCGUCGAGGUCGUCAUUGCAAGAUUCAACAUCAUGGUCAAGUGGGCCUGCAGCGAGAUUGUUCUCACCCAGAACAUUGAGGAGCGAGCUCGGUGCAUCAUCAAGUUCAUUCACCUGGCAGCCCACUGCCACCGCUUCCGCAACUUUGCGACCAUGAGUCAAAUUGCCAUUGCCCUGACAAGUCAGGAGGUUGCCAGGCUUUCCAAGACGUGGGCCAUGGUGCCACGUCGGGAUAUGCAGACGCUUCAGGAACUGGAAUUACUAGUCUCCCCAACCCGCAACUUUCACAAUCUACGGGCUGAGAUGGAAGGCGGAUCCGACUCGGGAUGUAUUCCUUUCGUCGGCAUAUAUACACACGACCUCCUUUUCAACGCACAGCGUCCGUCCGAAAUCGCCAGUUCACCUACUACAGCUCCUCUUGUCAAUUUUGAGCGAUGCCGGUAUGCAGCCACCAUCGUCAAGACUCUCCUCAGGCUACUCGAGGCCAGCACUCUCUAUCAAUUCCAACCUGUCGAGGGCAUCACCGAGCGAUGUCUUUGGAUGGGCGCAUUGACUGAUGAGGAAAUUCGAAGACAUUCUGAGAGCUUAGAAUAA